ACCACGCUCCCAUCCAUCCAUGAAUCUCCCAAGGAUUUCAGGGUACGUCGACGGUGCCGGGCACCCAAUCGACGUCGUUCAAUAUCCAAACCAAAUCCGCCUGAUCGAAUCCUAAACGCUUAGGGAGCACAUAUAUUCAAAAUCAUGCUCCGAAUUGGACCGUAGCUUGAACCGAAGCCCUUCCUAUCCAUGGGAUCCUCAGUAUGGCCACCGCCUUCGAAUUUGUCGUACUUGACCCAGUGUCGAACCUCAAACCUGGAAAGAGCCUGCGGAUCCGAAGCCGCUGCAUGCAGGGUAAAAACAAGCGUGAAGGAUCCCGCAGGACCCAGCGAGAGGAGAAGCGACUCGCGAAAGGGGGCAACGUUGCAGCAGCGAAAACUAAGGACCCUACCACACCUGUAGUUUCGUUACCGGUGUCGUCAAUAAGCCAUCUGUCGUUCGUCCGCUUUGCUGCUCCCGACAUCGACUCGGAGGCCAAGGGGCUCCUCUUCAAAGCCUUCGCAUACAACGUCGCCAACCAGGCUUUAUCUCCUCUUGAUCGCUGUGUCAACUUCGACUGCGUCGACUCCGCAUUUUUCGAAUGGCUUUUCUCCGAUGCUACGUUCCUGCACUCAAUUCUGUGCGCCAGCUACGCUAUCAAUGAACUCAUGGUCACUCAGUGGAAUGGCAAGCCAGGUCGCAAGACCGUGUUCCACCUGCGGGAAACCCUGUCGCUAUUACGGGCAAAAAUGCGCCAAGAGGACGCAUAUCGAGAUGAGUCGGUACUACAUAUUGUUAUCAAUCUCGCCCUGUUGGCUGCGGUGUUUGGUGAUUGGGAGGCUGCGGCCGCGCAUCUCAAGGGGUUGCGUAAAAUAGUGCAGUUAAGAGGGGACUUGGCAUUUUUGAGAGCGAGGCCCAAAUUGCAUUUCAAGCUCGAUCGCCUGGACCUCGCAUGGUCUCUGAGCUCAGGCCAAAUGCCGUUCUUCCUUCACCCCACUGUGUCCUGGGAGCCGCUCAUUCCUCCCCCAUAUUCACUUCUACCCCCAGGACGCUUCCGGCCAUCCCCGGACUGGGACUCUAGACUUGUAAAUGUUUUCCUAGACUUCCAGUACCUGUCCUUGAGGAUCAACCACAGUGUCUGCGUGCACGCUCGCUAUCAUGCCGGAUCCUUUCAGAGACUUCUCACAUCCCUCCAGUCGCUGCUCCUAGCCCUUGAUGGCUCACUCCAGAGCCCCAUUGAAGAGCUAGUUCGCCUCACUAUGCUUGCAUUCCUAGCGACUACGUUCAAGGUCCCGGGACGGAGGAUUCCGUACGGCUGGGUGGUUGAUCAACUUGGUAGAACGUAUGUGAAGGUGACUCCCGGCAUAGUAGAGCAGGACAGGAGGCUAGGAUUGUGGGUGCUAAUCAUCGCUGCACUCACGGCCGCUAAUGCACACGAUUGGGUAAGGGGCGCGUGGGAGAUCGUCAGUCCGGGACUUGAUUGGGUGGCUGUGAAGAAUUACCUGAUGCAGGUAAUGUGGAUUGAAAGCAUACAUGACAAGCCGGGCCAAAUGGUGUUCAAGGAACUAGAAAGAUUGGAAAUCAUAUAG
Messenger RNA from Westerdykella ornata, 1568 nucleotides. RefSeq lists its product as uncharacterized. NCBI's taxonomy places the organism in Eukaryota, Fungi, Ascomycota, Dothideomycetes, Pleosporales, Sporormiaceae. The record is from RefSeq and is a predicted model, not a curated record. The transcript has 2 exons. Bases 204 to 1568 code for a protein of 454 amino acids.